This is a messenger RNA of Hypoxylon fragiforme, 1948 nucleotides long. RefSeq lists its product as uncharacterized. Gene Ontology annotation, molecular function: metallopeptidase activity. Bases 161 to 1399 code for a protein of 412 amino acids. The record is from RefSeq and is a predicted model, not a curated record. NCBI's taxonomy places the organism in Eukaryota, Fungi, Ascomycota, Sordariomycetes, Xylariales, Hypoxylaceae. The transcript has 3 exons.
UUUUCUACCUGAGUGUAAGGAACCCAGGUACCUAAGUAUAUCGAAAACUACACCCUGCUGCUAUCUUCCUUCUCAUAGUUUAGUUCGAAGACCAUAUCUUGUUCAACCGGGGUAGAUCUAUUCGAGCCCGAUCGUUACUUGUUGACGAAAACCAACGAGUAUGUCAGAGAAGCUCGUCAACCCAGACGCGCUCCACGAGCCCGAGAAUGCUGUUCGGUGGUCUCUCGAGCAUGACCAAGCCAAGCCAAGCCGACUUAAGCCUGAUGACGAUGACUUGCAAGCUAGAAAAUAUGAUGCUGCUGAGGAGAGAGACACACUAGAGAGCGAUUCUGUUUCCAUUACCACCGUCGGCUACGAGCUCCCCAAGUCGACAUUAGACCUGGACAGCUGUCCCAGUAAAGAUGAUAGUAGCUCCACUAGUGAGGAGAGCUCCUCCAGCAAGGAAGAUCCGAUCCCAAGAGAUUGGACUGAGGCGAACGAGGACCUGAUCCUCGAUAAGUUGCUUCUCGACUUGAGCCUGAAUGGUCCAGAUACCCUGGACAAACAGAGCGAUGACAAGGCAACUGACGAGAGCGAGAACAGCCCCAUAGAUCUCGACAGCGAGGACACAAAGCCUCAUACGCAUAUAACCAACACCCUCAAUAAAUAUAACCAGGUCGGAUUUGGCUCCGAGCAUGACCCGAACGCGGGACAGGAACAAUAUACUCUGUUGUCCCCUUGUAGAACACAGCCAGGGUCGGUAAGGAGUGUAUACUUUGAUGCCCACCCUUACCCUUACAUCUAUCGGUGGAGGCCAGGGACCAGGCUCACAUGGAGUGUUGAUUGGACCAGCUUUCCUGGGCGAUCGUGGGCUGUCCAUGCUGUGGAUAGCCUUCGGGCAUCAGCCCACGGGUGGAAUAGGGGAUUGUCCAAUGUGUGGUUUGAGGAAGUCGGAAGCAACGAAAUCCCUCUAUUCCUACUUACAUACGGGGGUGUCGAUGACGAGUGGUCCUACGCCUGUGCAUUUUUUCCCAGCGACCCGCCAAAGCAGCGGAAGCUGCGUGUAUUCGACCUGUGCUUUGAAGAACCCCAGCGCGCCUAUAUGAGUAACAUAUUCUACCACGAGCUUGGGCAUAUCCUCGGCCUACGACACGAGUUCGCGCAGUCCCCCGAUGAACCCGACGAGCUUGCACGCCCCUCCAUGUUCGUGGGCCAGCAGAACCCUUCGUCGGUCAUGAACUACCACCCACACCCCAGUCAACUUGUCAUCCAACCAAGCGAUUACGACGGCGUGCAAAGGUUAUACGAUAUAAAUGCACAAUUUUUCGGGAGGUAUAUGAUCAAGAACGUGGAUUUAGGCAGCAGAGCGGUGCAGCAAUUAUAUGGUAUGGAAGCUCCUCCACCUCGACAAAGUUGGUGAAACCGAGGUUGCCUGAUCUUGAGCGAACGUUUAAACAUAAUGCUAAUUUCUUUGUGUCUGGGUAACCGCGGGACAGGUUCGGAGUUGGGGGAUCUGGCUGUGCUCUGGACGAGCACGAGGGCGGGGGAUAUAUCCAAGGUCGCAAAUAUUAUGUGUUAACCGACGUACGCCUUCAUGUGUUCAUGAUAUUCAUUUUGCUUGAUUCCCCGUUUCUUUAUAUAUACCUAGUAGAUACCUAGAUAUUUAUCGAAAACUGGUUAGGCACCUGGGCAUAUAGACACGUUGAACAUCACGAGAUACAAAAUGACAUGAUUAAUCUAUGCAUAGGUACCAACGGUUCAUCAUACCAUCGGACAUCUACUCGGAAGCCGCCGGCCGUCAUUCCUUACCAGCUCAUUACCAUAAACUGAUUUGCGAUUCUAUACUAUCUUAGAUGCACGAUUGUAACAAUGGUUUGAGAGAUCGGUCCAACAAGAAAUGGGGGUACGAGACAUACUUAAGCAAGCUGUGCUAUAAUAGGAUUAAAGGGGCUGAAGUAGAUACCUAGGC